This is a messenger RNA of Phyllopteryx taeniolatus (common seadragon), 3110 nucleotides long. It is a transcript of the gene zbtb40, whose product is annotated as zinc finger and BTB domain containing 40. NCBI's taxonomy places the organism in Eukaryota, Metazoa, Chordata, Actinopteri, Syngnathiformes, Syngnathidae. Gene Ontology annotation, cellular component: nucleus. The record is from RefSeq and is a predicted model, not a curated record. Gene Ontology annotation, molecular function: protein binding; RNA polymerase II cis-regulatory region sequence-specific DNA binding; DNA-binding transcription factor activity, RNA polymerase II-specific. Gene Ontology annotation, biological process: regulation of transcription by RNA polymerase II. Bases 319 to 2859 code for a protein of 846 amino acids. The transcript is spliced from 12 exons.
GCACAUACUUGACAAAAAAAAAAAAAGUAGACCGUGAAAAUUGGUUGAGAAUUGAGCAAGUUAAAUUGACUUGAUGGGAACGUUGACCUCCCCAACAUGGCUGCCCCGUAGUCACGUUGGGUAGCCGGGCUGCCACAGCACGAUAGUUAAUCUACUACUUGGGUAACGUUUCCCUAACCGGAAAUGUCGUAAUUUCGUGCUGCAUCGUUUUUGGCCAUGUUCAAAAACUGUCAAUCUUUAUUGCGCGAUAUGGAUUUGUCAAGCAACGAAGUUUAAAUAAAGAAACGGAUCGUUUGAAUAUAUCAAGAAUAAGGAGAGAUGAACCUUCCUGUCCAGACAAACAAAAUGAUAGAGCUCCCAAACUACAGCAGCCAGCUGAUGCAGCAACUGUGGGCCCUGAGGAAGGAGGGCCUCUUUUGUGACUGCACUGUUCUGGUGGGAGACAACCCUCACCGUGCACAUAAACUGGUGCUGGCUGCUUCCAGCAUGCUUUUCAGGUCACUGCUGGAUCUUUCUGAUACUAUCUCCAUCGACACCACUUUGGUUUCCUCGCAGGAGUUCGGCUGUCUUCUGGACAUGGUCUAUACAGGCAAGCUACCUUUGGGAAAACAUAACGUCAGCCGCAUCAUCGCCGCUGCAGACAGCCUGCAGAUGUUUGAUGUAGCCGUGAGCUUUAAAAAUGUCCUCACCAACAUUAUCAACCAGCCGGCCCCAGCCUCCCCCUCCUCUACAAAGGUCCCAACCCUCACCCCAGCCAACAAAGUCCCCAGCCCAAACCCUGAAGUUUCAAUUGCUUCAUCCACUAAGGGUAAGUCAGCUGAAGGUGGGGUGCAGGUGGAGGAUGCGUCCGAGAACAAUAGAUGUGAAGAUGGAAGUGAAAAUGUAAAGGGACCUCCAUGUAAAAGAUUCUGUCCAGAGUUUUCUGAGUCCUCAGGGCCCAAAGAAAACAAAGCCUCAAAAAGUGUAGUAAAGGAAGAUAAUGCAACAGCCACCAAGACUACACCUGUUUUUUUGGAGCUCUCUUCUCAGCUGACCGAGCAACUUACCGGCGUGCCAGAUGUUGUUCAGCUGUUGAGCCAAUCAGCUCACAGCUGUCUGGAUGAGCAGAAGAGACAGUUAGUGUGCAAGUGCUGUGAAGAAGCUGAUCCAAGCACAGUAGUGAGUAAGCUGUUGGGCAAAGUGGAAAAGGGACUUUUCAGUGAGCAAACUCUCCUGAGGCUGCUCCGCACUGUCCAACAGAGGGCUACCUCCUUCCCUGUGUUGCUGCUCUCUCAGCUGGAGGAGUUGGAGAAGAAUAUGGAGGAGCCAGAUGGACACCAGACUGGGGCCAACUCUGAUCAGGAGAACUGCAGCAGAAGUGUAAUAAAGCUGGAGCAAAGCAACAUAGAGGAGCCUGAAGUGCAAGAGAGAGAUGCAUACUCUCCGUCCUCAAAGUCUUACUGCUGUCGCUGGUGUAAGAAGAGUUUUGCCUACAAGUGCCGAGUUAUGGCCCAUAUGAAGCGCUGCCCCAUGUCCAAGGAAGGUCAGCUGCAGUGUCCACAAUGCUCUGUGAAGCUGGCCAACCAGCGGGCUUUACAGGGCCAUUUGGCUGAGGCUCACCCAGGCACUGCAAGAGACAAGAAGAAGAAGAAGAUAGCCUGUGACCUCUGUGGGCGAACCUUUGCACACCCAUCAGGUAUGAUUUACCACAAGCGGACGGAGCAUUUUGACGAGAAGCCAUACGCCUGCGAGACAUGCGGCGCUAAGUUUCCCGCCACCUCCUCUUUGAAGAAUCACAUGCGACUACACACAGGGGAGAAACCCUACCAUUGCAAACACUGCGACAUGAGCUUUAGCGUGGCUGCCGCGCUGGCCUACCACACCAAGAAGAAACACUCUGAGGGCAAGAUGUACGCUUGUCAGUAUUGCAAGGCUGUCUUCGCCCAAUCAAUCGAGCUCACACGGCAUGUGCGAACACACACAGGCGAUCGACCCUACGUAUGCCGGGAAUGUGGAAAAGGCCACAGCCAGGCCAGUGGGUUGACUGUCCACCUACAAACCUUCCACAACAUGUCGCAGCCUCUCAACUGUCAAAAGUGUUGCCUCAGCUUCCAGACUUUAGAGGAGCAUCAGAAGCACAUAGAGGAGCUCCACCUAAAGGUGUUCCACAAGUGUCCCACAUGCAGCAAAGUCUUCACCAGCGCUUCGCUGCUCGACAAACACAAGUCCAUACACACUGGAAUCAAGCCCUUUAUCUGCAACUUGUGCAACAAGUCUUACCAGCAACUGUCAGGCCUGUGGUACCAUAACAGGACUAAUCACCCUGAGGUGUUUGCUAACCAGACACGGCAACUGAAGACCCUGGUCCAGUGUGACAUCUGCUUCAGAUUCUUCCCCUGUGCCUCCAGCCUGGCCAAACACAGAGAAGCUGAACAUGAAGGUUCUGCAGCCUCCACCGUGCACUGCCCGCACUGUCAAGUUGUGUUUGGUGGGUCAGAGGAGAUGCAGGAGCACAUGUGCAGCCAGCACGCAACAAGCGCCAACCAUUUCAUCUGCCCCCUCUGCACCCUGGUCAGCACCUCCCAGAUGGAGCUGCAGGAGCACCUCCUCUCCUGCCACGUGGAGGCCCAGCAGACACAGAAGGAGGGGGGUGAGGAGCAGGCCUCCAGCUCACACGAUGUGAUCUCAGCGCAUCAACCAGAGGGAGCGGCAGUGCAGUCAGCAGCCCCUGAGGAAGAGUCGCAGCUGGCUGUGACCCAGCAAGUGUUUGUGACUCUGGCAGGAGAAAGGGAAGGUGCCUCCCCGGCAGAGGUGGUGGAGGUCAACAUGUAUGACCUCCUAAACAAUUCUGUUACGUUCAUCUGUGAAGACAAACCAUAAAAUGUUUAGCUGCUUUCUGUCAAUCUCCAAUUGGUUCCACAACACAACUCGCCACUCUUUGAGCUAUAGUGUCAACCCAAAGUCCUUCAGUGUGUUUUGUUGGAAAACUAUAUGUCAACAAAGCUCACAAAUUGUAAUAGCUAAACUUUGUACCAUCUUUUGCAGAGACCCAGACAGUAUUGGGACAAUGACAGUGGUUUAUUAUUUUACCUUGACCAACAUGGAUUUUAAAUAAAGCAAUUAAGAUCUGA